This is a messenger RNA of Paramecium sonneborni, 1296 nucleotides long. NCBI's taxonomy places the organism in Eukaryota, Ciliophora, Oligohymenophorea, Peniculida, Parameciidae. The record is from the annotation of a GenBank genome assembly.
AUGAAUCAAGACGAAAAGGAAAAAAUAGUUGUUUGUGCUGUUAAUUCAGACAUGUCAUUAGAUGGUGUAGAAUUAUCAAUAUUAUAAUUUACUUAUCUUGAUAAAGAUAAUGAUUAAUGGUAAAUAAAUACACUUUUUUUUGAAAAAUUUGGAUAUACAGAUGAUUUAAGAAAAAAAAUUAUAUCAACAAUAAAAGAGUAUUCUAAAACAACAUAAAAAAAGUUUGAUGACACAUCAGCUAAUGAAUUAGAAGAAGAUUAUGGAAAAUUUAUAGAAGAUUUAUUGUUAUAAUUAGAUGAAAAAAUUAAAAGUUUUUCUGUUAAUUUAUAUGCAUUUAAUACUCUUCUUAUACAAUUAAUUGAAUUUAAUGAAGAAAAGCCAAAGUCAGCUGUAUUUUUGAGUAAAUUUUGCUAAAAAAUUGCUAAUAAUUAAUAAUAAUAAUAAAGAGUAAUUUGUAACUUCUUUGCUUAUGAUUUUUAUUUAAAAGGAAAGGGAGGACCUUAUUAAAUUAUAGGUUAAGCCAAAUUAUUUUAGUAAUAAGAAGCUUAAAUUAAUUUAUCAGGUUUUGCAUCUUUUACACAUUUUAAAAAUAAAGAUGAUAAAGACACAUAUAAUGGAGAUUUUAUAUGUGCUGCAAUGUUUGCUCUUAAUUAUGCAUCACAAUGGAAAAAAGAUAAUUUGAGUAAGGGUAUUUAGGAUAAAAAAUAUGAUGAUGAAUUUCUUUAGAAAUUACUUUAAAUGAAAUUCAAUUAUUCAGUUCAAUAUAUGGGUAAUUUAAUGGAAAUUAUUGAUUAAUCAAAGUUAGAUACAGUUACUAAAGUUUCAACAUUAAAAUAAUACAUCUUUUAAUAAAUUUAAUCUUAUUUAAAUAGUAUUAAUCAACAGGGAAUAGUUUAUGUAGCUGGUAAUUUCUCUGAAGAUUUAUUUGAUGUUUUAAAAAAAGAAAUUAACAAAGUAUAACUUUAAAAAUCUAAAGAUCAUUAAUAGAUUGACUCAAUUAAUACUGGAUUCUUAGCAGUUAGAAAAAAUAAAUAAUUAUUGAAUAUUUUUAAAAAUGUUACUAAAGCUAAAAGUGAUCAUUCUAGUGGAGUUAUUUAUAUUAAAACUGAUAAACCAAUAACAAUUACAAAAGAGCCAGAACUAAAAAAACCACCUUAACAACCUUAACCAUCUUAAUCACAUUAACAAUCUAAAUAAAGGUUAGAACAUUCAGAGGAUUUUGAUUUAGCUAUUUAAAUUUAAGAUUUGCGUUAAGAUAUAAAGAUUUCCUAAACAAAGCCAAUAAGUAAGAAAUGA